Molecule: messenger RNA, 774 nt
Organism: Linderina pennispora
Lineage: Eukaryota; Fungi; Kickxellomycota; Kickxellomycetes; Kickxellales; Kickxellaceae
Product: lysozyme-like protein
Exons: 4
Coding region: 47-733 (228 amino acids)
Biological process (GO): peptidoglycan catabolic process; cell wall macromolecule catabolic process
Molecular function (GO): lysozyme activity
Source: RefSeq, a predicted model, not a curated record
ACAACUUCAGCAGACUCUACUUUUAAUACACCCAGCGCCAAAAAAGAUGAAGUUCGUUGUCUCUGGUUACGCUAUCAAGGAUGACAUAGUCAACUGUCGCUCGGGUCCAGGAACCUCCAACAAUAUCGUCCGCACUUACAAGAAGGGAACCCAAGUGACGCUCUCGUGCCAGACUCCAGGCACAACGAUCGGUGGCAACAACCUCUGGGACAAAACCCAACAUGGAUCCAGCAGCCCCUCUGGCGGUGGCUCCUCGAGCGGAUACUGCAAGGGCGUCAGCGCCGCGUCGCUCAACAUGAUCAAGGUGUUCGAGGGCUACGAGCCAAAUGUCCCACCUGUCGGUUACGGUCACCUGUGCCAGACCACUGGCUGCAAGGAGGUCAAGUACAAGUUCCCGCUGACCAAAGAGACUGCCGAGGCUCUGCUCAAGGACGAUAUCCCCAAUUACACAUGCCUGGGCAACUACCUGAACGGCAAUGUCAAGCUCAACGAGAACCAGUGGGGUGCGCUGGUGUCGUGGGUGUUCAACAUGGGCUGUGGUGCAGCCCAGUCCUCGCCUCUGGUCAAGCGUCUGAAUGCUGGUGAGAACCCAAACACCGUCAUUGCCAGUGAGCUGCCCAAGUGGAACAUGGCUGGUGGCCGUUUUCUGCUUGGCCUUGAUCUCCGCCGCAAGGAGGAGGUAAAGUUUGCCCAGACUCCUUCGAACAAGCAGGCUUUCCCUAACUGCGAGUAAGCCAUAAAAUAUUUCAUGUAAAUACACUUCUUUUUCUACUG